Molecule: messenger RNA, 627 nt
Organism: Aureococcus anophagefferens
Lineage: Eukaryota; Pelagophyceae; Pelagomonadales; Pelagomonadaceae
Exons: 3
Coding region: 1-627 (208 amino acids)
Source: RefSeq, a predicted model, not a curated record
AUGGCGCAUGUCGCGCAGAUCUGGGCGCUUUGGUGGUUUUUUUGGCAACACGUGGUAGGCGAUGUGGAUUGGCUAGGGUUUCACACGGGUGAAAUAAUCACUUCACCGCAGCCCGGUGCUUUGCCGGAACGUACGCGGCAUUCCGCUAAGAUCGCAAUUUGUUCGGUGGUGUGGUUAGGUUGGCUAGCUACUGCUGUCACUGCACGUCGAAUCUUCAAACGCGUGAUGCCCGCGAUGGUAUACGUUUUGUGCAUCAACAUGUAUGUCUUUGCCAUUUGCUUCCACGCAGAACUGUUCGGAGUCUCGGGCCUUGCCAUGACCUUGUGCACAAACUUCGCAUCGUACCUUCAUCAGCCCGGGAAAAGGCUUUUUGAUGUUGGUUUUGUGCUCGUACCUGAGCUUGGAGGUGGGAGUCGACUCGAACCUCUUUCAGAUGCACUCACUGGUGCAAUGCCGGUUGCAACAUUUCUAUAUGUCAUGUUGUUCCUUGAUCGCCGUCGCCGUUGCCGCUGCCUCACAGACUGGUUCCGGAUGAUGACGGACCUGCACCUCACUGUCAGUCCAAGGCGCAGGGACACGGAGUCUACCUCCCUCCCGGUACUUGGCAUGACAUCGCAACAUCUUUGA